UUUCAAAAGGACACCUUGCACAUUCUUUUCAGAUUUUUUGGGGAACUUUUCCUUCUACAUGCCCCUAUAGAUCCUGUCCUUCUUCUCCCUUAUUAAUCUUUGAAGGGCCACAAAAUUAACAACCCCCCCAAAAAAAUAAACUAAAAUUGAAAGACAUAGAACAUAAUUAGUCAUUACUCAACAACAUCAUAAUUCAGUUGACCUUAAUAGCUUUGCUUGCUACUAUUAUAUAUUGAUACCCUUCUUCUGAGCAAUUUUGGGUUUGAAGAUUUUCUAGGGUUUGUGUGAAUUCGUAGCUUGAUUAGGAUCCGGGUCCUGCUCUACUAAAGAUUUUGGGAUUUAGGGUUCUUGUGAUUUGAUGGAGGGAUUUGUAUAAUAGGGACAAUCUAUUUUUUGAUGUAUUGUUGUUAUGAUAGAAGAGCUAGGGUAUUAUCAGACUUUUGAUCUUCAAAUUUAUAGUUUUUAAGAGUUUGAAUUUGUGGGAGGCCAAUGGAUGAUGAGUCUUCUUCCUGGAUUAGAAGAACUAAGUUUUCUCACACAGUUUGUCAUCGACUCGACUCGUCUAGAUUGGCCUCCGUUCCGUUAAGAUUUCGAACACAGGAAGUUCCCUUAUGGAAGCCAAGGCCUGAAGCUGCUGCUUCUCGACCUGAAGCAGCAGCUGUUCAGUCAGAAAUUGCUCCUUCUCGGCCUGAAGCAGCAGCCAGGCCGAAAGCUGCUGUUGUUCGUAAGGUUUACGAACCAUACCAACCCCAGAUUCAACGACAUCCGUUGACAAAUAAACCAAGAUCUGUGUCACCUUUACCUCAAACCCUUUUGCCAGAUGCAUUUAAGGAAGCGCGGUUAGAUGUAAAGAGAUCAUCGACGCCGCUUCCUAGAAGGAAGGAGCCUGAUAAGAAAUUAAACAAAUCAUUUCCGGACAGUAGGCAGUCUAAUGUGAAACCCAAUACUAGUCCUUUAAGGAAUUUUUCUCCGUUGAGAAAAUUGAGGACCAGAAAGGAAUCUGGUUGGGGAAAAUACUUUGAUCAUGGAGGGGGAAGGGUAACAGCUGUGGAAGCAGCUGAUGAGUACAUGGUUGAUCUUUCACAGUUGUUUCUUGGGCUUAGGUUUGCUCACGGGGCUCAUAGUAGGCUUUACCAUGGGAAGUAUAAGGAUGAACCUGUUGCUGUGAAAAUUAUUCGUGUGCCAGAUGAUGAUGAAAACGGAAGCUUAGCAGCUAGAUUAGAGAAGCAAUUUAAUCGAGAAGUAACUCUUCUGUCGCGUCUCCACCAUCCUAAUGUAAUUAAGUUUAUGGCAGCAUGCAGACAACCACCUGUCUUUUGCAUUGUGACAGAAUACUUGUCAGAGGGCUCUUUGAGGGCAUACUUGCACAAGCUUGAGCAUGAAACACUGCCCUUGGAAAAGUUAAUCUCCAUGGCACUUGAAAUCGCUCGUGGGAUGGAAUACGUGCAUGCUGAAGGCAUCAUUCAUAGGGAUCUUAAACCCGAGAAUAUUCUUAUUGAUCAAGAUUUUCACAUGAAAAUUGCUGAUUUUGGAAUUGCCUGUGAGGAAGUACAUUGUGAUCCUUUUGCUGAUGAUCCUGGAACAUACCGCUGGAUGGCUCCUGAGAUGAUUAAGCAUAAACCUUAUGGACGGAAGGUUGAUGUAUACAGCUUUGGACUCAUGUUAUGGGAGAUGGUAUCUGGAAGCAUUCCUUAUGAGGACAUGACUCCUAUCCAGGCUGCUUUUGCUGUUGUUAAUAAGAACUUGCGGCCUGCGUUUCCUAAGUGCUGUCCUCCUGCCAUGAGAGCUUUAAUUGAACAAUGUUGGUCAUUACAACCAGAUAAACGGCCCGAGUUUUGGCAGGUUGUAAAAGUCCUCGAGCAGUUUGAAACUUCACUCGCUCACGAUGGAAACUUGAUGUUGUUACAAAAUUCCAUUUGUCAGGAUCAAAAGAAAGGUUUUCUGAAUUGGAUACAGAAGCUUGGUCCGCCCCAUAAUCAUUCUAAGUCUAUGCCUAAACCCAAGUUUAGUUGACCGGACCUCGUUUACGUAGUUCAUUUGAAUCACCUUGUAUUCUUGUAAUUAGUAGGCCUGCCUAUUUUUUAGUGUCAUUUAAUCGUGUUGCUAUUUCUCAUGUGUGUGUGUGAAGUCAAUAGGAUAGUGGGCAUGCUUUGAGUUUGAUUGCUUCUUUAUGCACUACAAGCAUAGCCAAUAUACAUUUUGAUAUUGAUUACAAAAUUCCCGUUUUCAUUUGCAA
Amaranthus tricolor (Joseph's coat) is the source of this 2236-nucleotide messenger RNA. Its product is annotated as serine/threonine/tyrosine-protein kinase HT1. The record is from RefSeq and is a predicted model, not a curated record. Gene Ontology annotation, biological process: protein phosphorylation. The transcript has 4 exons. The coding region runs from base 490 to 2013 and encodes 507 amino acids. Lineage: Eukaryota; Viridiplantae; Streptophyta; Magnoliopsida; Caryophyllales; Amaranthaceae. Gene Ontology annotation, molecular function: ATP binding; protein kinase activity.